GAUCGUUGCUCCAACAUUCCUUUUUGUCUACAUUCUCUGUCCUUUGAACAUGACAAGUCGGCUUUACGAGUACCGUGCUAUUCGCAUUGAUUCUCGUGCCACCCAAACACCUCCGCGGGCCAGUACACCGUCCUUGACACGACCACUCCCAAGAACUCACCGUUAUAGUUUGAUGAUCACAUUCCCUCUCCACCGACCAUGUCCACCGACAUCCUCACCCAGCUCCAAACCACCUACGACCAACUCCUGACUCAAUUCUUUUCGACGGUUUCGUAUCUGUCUCAGCGUCACCCUCUGGUCGCCCCCGAACCCGACCCUUCGGACCCGUACACGAACCCACCGGCUGUACACGCGCAGGCCGUCCAGACCCCCACCGCCACCAAUCCGGACGGGGGUUCCGCGCAAAACGGCGGCCUGUUGCCUGGCCCCGAGGACACCGACCGGAGCGUGUACCCCCUCCGACCCGCGUCGGCGGGUACGUUCGAGUCCGCCCAGCGAGAGUUGGCCGAGGACCUGGUGGCCAAGGCCCAACAGAUUGAGUUUUUGAUCUCGCGGCUCCCCGGGAUAGGGAGGGGCGAGGACGAGCAGGCCCGCGAGAUCCGGGAGCUGGUCGAGAGGGUCAGGGCGAUGGAGGUGAGGCGCAAGACAAAGAGAAAGGAGAUGAGGGAGACACUGAGAAAACUGGACGGGGUGGUGCUGGGGAUGGCGCAGAGCGUCGACUACGAGGAAGAGGAGGAAGAGGAGGAAGAGGAGGAAGAGGAGGAAUCGAACGCGGGUCACGACGGUGCGAAUGGAACCGUGGCCGGUGUUUGACAUACACAGGCGGGCAAAGACUCAAGCAAAUGGGAUCUUAAGACAUAGAGGGAACCGAAAUCAAAAGCAAUCGCUCCGGCAUCACGAUGGGCGAAUGCGAAAUGGGCAGGAUCACUACCGUCAAUGGGAUGUUCUCGUCCACCUACUCUACUUGAAGGACAUGUGACCAACCCUGUUUCUGGUAAAGGUCAAGGAGAAGAAGACCAAAAGGUAAUCGAGCCCAACGAUACUCUAUUCAUGGCCGACACUGGCAUGUCAUCAAGGGGAAUCAUCAUUCAAAAGGACCAUCGUCUCGACCGCGCCAUAACACGGCUCUUUAGGGCUAUAAGGAAGGACCUUCUUUAAACCAAAAAAGGAGACAAAGAAACACAAUCCAACACGCUCGCUCAAAUGGCCAACAACGGCUUGAAGGCUCACGAUGAAAAAGAAACAAAAAUGGUCCACACCACAUUCUCCAAAAGAAGACCGUCCCCGAACCAAUAUGAUGGAUAUCCCGACCGACAAAAAGGUCACCUUGCUCAAUCACUCCACAUAAAAGGAUGCUCGAGUCCUCCGUACAGGCUGAGAGGUUUUCUAAACCAUCGUACUCCUUCGGCGAGUAAUCGUCUGAUCGGGACCCUGGCUGAUGACACCUUUAUUCGUAGAUGUGUUAGUCGCACUAGAUAGGUUCGAAGCUACGCUGCUCGAGCGCUUCGUGCCUGACGUCCGGGAAGAGGAUGCGUCGUCUUUCGAACUUGCUGCAGAGCCGGGCCGUGACGGAGGCGCUUUGGAGGUUGAGCUCGUCCGGGAUAGGGGCGUAGAACCUUGGGCGGGACCUGAAGGGUUUGGUGUAGCUUGAACAGAGUGCCGCCUGGUCACAAGCCCAGAGGGACUUACCCUCCGUGGUCUUGGUGCCUUGGAGACCUUCUGUGGUUCUUCCAUGGGCGAAGAUACUGGCGGAUCAUAGAUGCUCAAUCGAUCUACCGCUUCCUUGAGUUGUUCACCGAUGCUGUGUCGACGGUCGUGUUUUGG
This is a messenger RNA of Exophiala oligosperma, 1824 nucleotides long. RefSeq lists its product as uncharacterized. Gene Ontology annotation, biological process: regulation of transcription by RNA polymerase II. The record is from RefSeq and is a predicted model, not a curated record. Gene Ontology annotation, molecular function: transcription coregulator activity. The transcript has a single exon. Gene Ontology annotation, cellular component: mediator complex. Lineage: Eukaryota; Fungi; Ascomycota; Eurotiomycetes; Chaetothyriales; Herpotrichiellaceae. The coding region runs from base 199 to 813 and encodes 204 amino acids.